AUGGUAUUCUUUUGUUGUGACAAAUGUGGCGAAUCGUUGAAGAAAAAUCAAGUCCAGAAACAUCAUUAUGGAUGUCGGUCUCAUUCCUAUUCUUGUUUCGAUUGUCAGAAAGUUUUCAACAUUGAUUCGUACGCGGAUCAUUUGAAGUGCAUAACAGAAAAUCAGAAGUACGGCGGGAAAGGCUACAUCGAGAAAGUUAAUAAGGGUGAAGCCAAGCAAACAGCCUGGGUUGACCUAGUCGAACGAGCAACUGAAGCCGUCAAAGAUCCCAAAUUGAAAAAUCUACUCGUCAGCAUCUCCGGUUUUGCCAAUAUUCCACGAAAGGAGGCUAAGUUUAUCAAUUUCUUGGUGAAUUCUAUACGGAUUCGGGAUCAAAAUUUAUGCCAACAAGCGUGGAAUGCUAUCGCUGAAGAGACAAACAAGAUAAAAGUGGAGACAACUGUUGUUAAAGAAACCACGAGCAAUGGAGCGAAUUUGAAAGAAGAAAUAGAGGGGAAGGAAACGGAAGCUACACCAACGGCUAAUGGAACAAAUGGAGAUGCGGAUGAUGAAGAGAAUGAGGCAAAAACGGGAAAUUCGACGAAUUCCCAGGCUGGUUCAUUGAAAUGGAAGAAGGCAAUUAAACGAAAAGUGCGCGAUGCUGGCGGGCAGAUCAAACUCAAAAAGUUGCGCAAAGCUAUGCACGAGGACUUUAUGAAAGCGGGCGACUCGGAAAUUGACUUUGAUAGUACUUUUGAUGAGAAAUUGCAAAAGGCUGGAGUCCGGAUCGAGGGGAAAAUUGUUUUACUGACGGCA
Mesorhabditis belari is the source of this 795-nucleotide messenger RNA. Lineage: Eukaryota; Metazoa; Nematoda; Chromadorea; Rhabditida; Rhabditidae. The record is from the annotation of a GenBank genome assembly.